UUGCGGGCCCAUGUGGUGCGGAUAGUUCCAGAAGCAGAGCGACUCGUCCGGGUUAUUGAGGGUUUCAGUCCGAUCAGAGACAGAGACUGCCUCCAGAAGCAGAGCGACUCGUCCGGGUUAUUGAGGGUUUCAGUCCGAUCAGAGACAGAGACUGCCUCCAGAAGCAGAGCGACUCGUCCGGGUUAUUGAGGGUUUCAGUCCGAUCAGAGACAGAGACUGCCUCCAGAAGCAGAGCGACUCGUCCGGGUUAUUGAGGGUUUCAGUCCGAUCAGAGACAGAGACUGCCUCCAGAAGCAGAGCGACUCGUCCGGGUUAUUCAGAGACACAGAGACUGGCUCCAGAAGCAGAGCGACUCGGGGUUAUUCAGAGAGGUUUACAAUCCGCUCAGAGCCAGUGAUUACCGGGGCGCUGACCGGCGUGCACAGACAGGCUCCCUGUUAUUAAAAACCUCACAAGAGAAUCGGAAUAGUGCAUGCUGUCCUGUCUCGAUCUUUAGUCACGACAAAGAAUAACAACGCAUUUGUCGCGGAGUCGAGCCCUUUCUUUCCCUCAGCUAGCCCCAGAGUCUGACACAACCAGCCCGCAGACAUGAUGCUCAGUGCGGCCAGGACUGCCUCCCAAACUCUCCUGCUGACCCGGGCAGGCUGCGCAAGGAGCGGAGCCUCUCUCGCCACGAACAAGGGAUGUUGGAACGGACUGAGUCAAGAUGUCCUCAGAACAGUAUCCAGACGUGACUAUGCGUCAGAAGCAAUCAAAGGGUCAGUAAUAGGCAUCGAUCUGGGAACCACCAACUCCUGCGUGGCAGUGAUGGAAGGCAAACAGGCAAAGGUCCUGGAGAAUGCAGAGGGUGCCCGCACCACGCCCUCUGUUGUGGCGUUCACUGCUGACGGUGAGAGGCUGGUGGGGAUGCCAGCUAAGCGCCAGGCUGUCACCAACCCCAACAACACCCUGUACGCCACCAAGCGCCUCAUUGGACGCCGCUUUGACGACGCAGAAGUGCAGAAAGACCUUAAGAACGUACCCUAUAAGAUAGUCCGCGCUUCUAACGGAGACGCCUGGGUGGAGGCCCAUGGGAAGAUGUACUCCCCCAGCCAGGUGGGUGCCUUCGUCCUCAUGAAGAUGAAAGAGACAGCAGAAAGCUACAUGGGUCACAGUGUGAAGAAUGCUGUGGUGACGGUCCCUGCUUACUUCAAUGACUCCCAGCGACAGGCCACCAAGGAUGCUGGCCAGAUCUCCGGGCUCAACGUGCUGCGUGUCAUCAAUGAGCCCACGGCUGCUGCUCUGGCCUACGGGCUGGAUAAGUCCCAGGACAAAAUCAUCGCUGUGUAUGAUCUGGGAGGUGGGACCUUCGAUAUCUCGAUCCUGGAGAUCCAGAAGGGUGUGUUCGAGGUCAAGUCCACCAACGGAGACACCUUCCUGGGAGGGGAGGACUUUGACCAGGCCCUGCUGAGACACAUCGUCAAGGAGUUCAAGAGAGAGUCCGGUGUUGACCUCACCAAGGACAACAUGGCCUUGCAGAGAGUCCGGGAGGCUGCUGAGAAAGCCAAGUGUGAGCUGUCCUCCUCCCUGCAGACUGACAUCAACCUGCCCUACCUGACGAUGGACGCCUCGGGUCCCAAGCACUUGAACAUGAAGCUGACCCGCUCGCAGUUCGAGGGCAUCGUGGGCGAUCUGAUCCGCAGGACUGUGGCUCCCUGCCAGAAAGCCAUGCAGGACGCCGAAGUCACCAAGACCGAGAUCGGGGAGGUGCUGCUGGUCGGGGGCAUGUCCCGCAUGCCAAAGGUGCAGCAGACAGUGCAGGACCUGUUUGGACGCGCCCCCAGCAAGUCUGUGAACCCCGACGAGGCCGUGGCCAUCGGAGCCGCCAUCCAGGGGGGCGUGCUGGCCGGGGACGUGACGGACGUGCUGCUCCUGGACGUCACCCCCCUGUCCCUGGGCAUCGAGACCCUUGGGGGGGUCUUCACCAAGCUCAUCAACCGCAACACCACCAUCCCCACCAAGAAGAGCCAGGUGUUCUCCACGGCAGCUGAUGGACAGACGCAGGUGGAGAUCAAGGUGUGCCAGGGAGAGAGAGAGAUGGCAGCAGACAACAAGGUCUUGGGGCAGUUCACUCUGGUUGGGGUCCCCCCUGCACCCCGCGGAGUCCCCCAGAUCGAGGUGACCUUUGACAUCGACGCCAACGGGAUCGUCCACGUGUCGGCCAAGGACAAGGGCACCGGCCGCGAGCAGCAGAUUGUAAUCCAGUCAUCUGGCGGCCUCAGCAAAGAUGACAUCGAGAACAUGGUGAAGAAUGCAGAGAAGUACGCUGAGGAGGACAGGAGGAGAAAGGAGCGUGUCGAAGCUGUGAACAUGGCCGAGGGAAUCGUUCACGACACAGAAUCUAAGAUGGAGGAGUUCAAGGAACAGCUCCCUGCCGAUGAGUGCAACAAACUGAAAGAAGAGAUCGCCAAAGUGAGAGAGCUGCUGGCCAGAAAGGACUCAGAGACUGGUGAAAACAUCAAGCAGGCUGCGAGCACCUUGCAGCAGGCCUCACUCAAACUCUUCGAGAUGGCCUACAAGAAGAUGGCGUCUGAUCGGGAGGGCAGUGGUGGCAGCAGCAGUACUGGCACUGAAGAGAAGAAGGAGGGGCAGCAGUAGAGCCCCGUCCCAUGCUGAAUUGCCCUGAGGCAAGGGGCUGAAGAAGCUUGGGAGGGCGUCGCUCAUCUGCUCUCCUGAGCGAGUAACACUCACGAGUCAUUCUCGUAUACUGUGUUUUUGCAGUAUUCUAUACAUGGCUGAUUUUUCUGUUCUCUCAUAAUUUUGUAAUUUAAUAGUUCAGAAGUAUAUCUUGCCCUCAUUUUUAAAGAUUUUUUUUAACCAUGUUGUAAUUAUGAUACGUUGUCUGGAAUGUUGCUUUUCGGGGAGGAUAGACCUCGCUUUGUCUGGUCCUGUCUUUCGCAUACUUUUGUUUGAACUUAUUUAAAACCAUCAAAAGGGCCUGUACUGGAGACACUGUGAGGAGCAUCACACGAUGUGUCCGUUUCUGCUACCGUCCAGCUAGGAAUCUGCAGCAGCAUCAUAGUUACAAAGAAACAAGAAACUGCGCCCCUGAUGCGUGACACGUUCACACUGGAGCCCUCUGAGCUGCUGCCAUACUGCCCUGUAUUUAAAUAUGCAGUUCAUGUCUAUUCCAGACAAACUGUGUUCCUCUUGAUCUGUCUUAGUUACAACCCUCUUAUUUAUUGUAGUUUAAGAAAUUGGAUUUAUUAAAAUGAAUACAACGUAUGACCAGCUCUCAACUAAGUUUUGCUUAGUGCCAGGCUGGGCCUGUGGGAAGCACAGGCACGUUCGUGAUUGGAGCUCCAGUAGGGCCUUGUCACGGGUAUUUCUUCAUUGCAGUAUGGUGGGAUGUUGUCUGGGAUGCUGCUUGUUGUCUGUGCACAUUCUGCCCUGUGAUCAGUUAACGCUCUUGUGUUUGUAAAUUGCCAUGUAGAAAAAAUGGGGGUGCUGGGUGUUAAUCUGAACACAGAAUAAUAUUCUUUAGUUUCCUGUGAUCCCUCUAUCUGCAAGGAUUAGCGAAGCUUCAUCCCACAACAUUUUAUAACCACACUUAACAUGAGAGUGAAGCUUGUCUCUGUGACAACAGCCUGUGUAGGUUAGGUAUUCUGUGAGAAAAAUACAUGUCACACAUAUAUAUAUAUAUAAAAUAUGCGCGCAUAUGCAGAAAUCACUAGUCAAUAAAUGCAGUGUCUUUCUAGUGCUGAAAUCAUUCGAAUGUGAGUGUUUAAAGUUAGCGAUGAGCAGAAGUAAUAACUGAUCUCUUGAGUUUUGGUCCCUGCUGCACACUGUACGGGACUCUGAGCUGCUGAAGGUUGAGAGAGGGGGUUGAGCUAAUGGCUCUGGUUACACAUUAACAUUGACGAGGGGCUGAGGUCUAAAUACUGUGUUGGGAGUUCGGCACUCAAGUCGCAUCCUAUUUUUCUGCAACAUAAUAUAGUAACAAGAUUUUUUUUUUUUUAAUAAAAUCUGAGAUUCAAA
This is a messenger RNA of Polyodon spathula (Mississippi paddlefish), 4017 nucleotides long. RefSeq names its product stress-70 protein, mitochondrial. Gene Ontology annotation, cellular component: mitochondrion; cytoplasm. Lineage: Eukaryota; Metazoa; Chordata; Actinopteri; Acipenseriformes; Polyodontidae. The record is from RefSeq and is a predicted model, not a curated record. Gene Ontology annotation, biological process: cellular response to unfolded protein; protein refolding. The transcript has 17 exons. Gene Ontology annotation, molecular function: heat shock protein binding; misfolded protein binding; ATP binding. The coding region runs from base 589 to 2637 and encodes 682 amino acids.